Molecule: messenger RNA, 426 nt
Organism: Huiozyma naganishii CBS 8797
Lineage: Eukaryota; Fungi; Ascomycota; Saccharomycetes; Saccharomycetales; Saccharomycetaceae
Gene: SRB7
Product: Srb7p
Exons: 1
Coding region: 1-426 (141 amino acids)
Biological process (GO): regulation of transcription by RNA polymerase II
Cellular component (GO): mediator complex
Molecular function (GO): transcription coregulator activity
Source: RefSeq, a predicted model, not a curated record
AUGGCUGACCGGUUGACGCAAUUGCAGGUGUGUUUGGACCAGCUGAUGGAGCAGUUCUGCGCGGCGCUGAACUAUGUGGACAAGUCGCACGGGUUCUCACCGCUGGGUCCCGGGGAACCUGUCGUGGCAGACAAGCAUGCGCCCCCGCUGCCGCCACAGGAGGAGUUCUUGGGCACUGUAGAUGAGCUAUCUGGGGACAUCAUCUUGAAGACGCGGCAGCUGAUGAAGCUGAUUGAUUCGCUGCCCGGGGUCGACGUCUCGGAGGCGGAGCAAUUGCGCAGGAUAGACUCCCUACAGCAGCAGCUCGUUGCCACAGAGCAGCGAAAGAUAAACGUCGUUAGGGAGAAGGACCAGCUGUUGCGGGACGUUGAUCAACUGAUCUCGAUGUUUGUCGCGGGCAUUGCGGACUCCCGCCAGCAAUCGUAA